CCAACUCAAUGAUUUAAAAACUUAGAUGCCAUCUCAUUGUGUUUAUUUUAAUACAAAGUUAUAAUGUUCCAUGUUGUCAGCAUAUGAUAAGCAAUCACACACCAAUCAAUAGCUUGUUUAAAAUUACAGCUUCUACUUCACUUGUAAAACAUGUUAACAAGAUUGCGAUGCUUAAACACAACCAAGUUCCUAACAACAAAAAACCCACUUUUCAGAUCAGAUCCUUCUCCAAGAAAAACAAGGUUUUUGAGGACCAGUCUCAGGGAUUAAUCUGUUAUGAAGAUGAAAAUGGUGAAAUAGUUUGUGAAGGAUACGAUGAGGGCCCUCGGUUUCAUCAACGAACAUUUUAUCAUCUUAGAGAUGCAGAGAUCCUUGAUCUUCUUCAAGAUAGAUGGCUUCAAAUCGUUAAUGACGGAGGAUUAAGCAGUGCUAAUGAAGGUGUUAUCACUGUGAAAGAUGAUUCCCAAGUGUAAUGAUUUUAGCAAUGGAAGCCUGGUUCUUACCAGAUUUCAUGGAAUGAUUGUUACAGACUGUAAAAAGAACUCUUGUAAGAAAAAAAAAAAGUCUCUUGUAAUCAAUCACUUUGUUUUUACAUAAUGUAAUCAAAGGCUAGUUUUUCAAUCAA
This is a messenger RNA of Gossypium raimondii (Peruvian cotton), 625 nucleotides long. RefSeq lists its product as uncharacterized. Bases 84 to 473 code for a protein of 129 amino acids. The record is from RefSeq and is a predicted model, not a curated record. The transcript is spliced from 4 exons. Lineage: Eukaryota; Viridiplantae; Streptophyta; Magnoliopsida; Malvales; Malvaceae.